This is a messenger RNA of Trichobilharzia szidati, 598 nucleotides long. The record is from the annotation of a GenBank genome assembly. NCBI's taxonomy places the organism in Eukaryota, Metazoa, Platyhelminthes, Trematoda, Strigeidida, Schistosomatidae.
AAAUGGAUAUAUUCGGGCAUUCAUUGUUCGUUUCUCUAAGUGAGCUUCAUAACGUCUAAUGUUGGGUGGUUAACUUUUCUCAGAGCUCUGAUUGUGCCACUGACUGUAUUGUCGUUCUUCAGAUUCAGAACUAAUCCAUUGGUUGCAAUGAUCCUGACUGGAAUAAUAAUUCUUCUAUGGUCACUGGAUAUUAUUUUGCUGUGUUGUGAUAAUUUCAAAUACCCAUGUUAUAUUUUAAUUGGCUUCAUCAUUCUGGAAGACUUAUUAACAAUUAUCUUCUGCUUCUUAACUAAAAGAUUGAUACGAGUAGUAGAGUUCACAAUGUUGUCAAUAUCAUUGGCUUGUUUUAUAGCUGUUAUAAUUAUCUAUUUUCUAAAACGGGAUGAGCCUCUUUGGUUGACGUUGGCUGGUGGCCUCUGGAACACUUCUGUAAUUUUAGUAAGUUCACUGUAAUGUUUUGAACUUGUGAAAAUGUCUACUGAAAUGGCUUCAGUGGUAAAUGUCAGAUGCAGUAAUAUUUCAAAUCGUAAACAAUUUGUAAAAGCAAAUUUUGUAUUGACAAAGCUUCAUGCUUAACACAAAUGUAUAAAUGUGUGAA